Messenger RNA from Lichtheimia ornata, 1593 nucleotides. RefSeq lists its product as uncharacterized. The coding region runs from base 1 to 1593 and encodes 530 amino acids. Gene Ontology annotation, cellular component: mitochondrion. Lineage: Eukaryota; Fungi; Mucoromycota; Mucoromycetes; Mucorales; Lichtheimiaceae. The transcript is spliced from 5 exons. The record is from RefSeq and is a predicted model, not a curated record.
AUGUUAGCGGUGCCUCUCUUAAUCUUGGGUCCACGUGUACGGGAAGAGGAAAAUGAACGAUGCGGAGCACUUUGGUGGUUUGAUUUAUUGGCUGCCCAAAUGGAGCGCGCCGGACCUACAUUUAUCAAGCUUGCCCAAUGGAUUGCUUCAAGGACCGAUCUUUUCCCCCAUGCUCUUUGCAUACGCCUAUCAAAGCUCCAUUCACACGUCGACCCUCAUCCUUUUUCAUAUACAAAGCAAGUCCUAGCAGAAGCUUUUGGGAGGGACCUUCAAGAAGUAUUCAGCGAGCUACAAGAAACACCGCUUGGAGUUGGAGCGAUAGCACAAGUAUACAAAGCGAAAAUACGCCCAGACAUCAUCCUCCGCUAUAUGCGUGACCAGUUUGUUAUACAAAACAACGUUGUCACCUCAGAUUGUGUGCAGACACUGGAUUGUGAUGGUAAACCUGUCAACAUACAUACAACUGUCGCAAUUAAGGUUUUGCACCCAAAAGCCAGGGAGAUAGUGGAUCGAGAUCUUAGAAUUUUGGAUUUUCUCGCCAGCGCGUUGACACUGAUACCUACCAUCCACUGGAUAUCGUUACCAGAAGAAGUGAAGGUGUUCGGAGAAAUGAUGCGCGAUCAACUAGAUCUACGCGUUGAGGCAAGAAAUCUACAAAGAUUCAACGAACAAUUUGGUGGCUCUAACCAGGUGACGUUUCCACAACCGGUUCUUGCAUUCACGACAAAGGAUAUGUUGAUCGAAGAGUUCGAAAAUGGAAUACCGCUUAAUGUGUUUCUAGAACAAGCAGCUUAUGAAAGAAAACACGCUGAAACACAUGCUGUGUAUGAUCGAAAGAUUGCAAAUAUAGCAUAUGCUGAUAAUUCACAACUUCGUGCAUGCGGAUUUACACCCAGGCAAUAUCAUGAGGAUGACGGCGACGUCGCAGUUGAACGGAUACUUGCCGUUCGUGGAGACCACGAAGAAAUUCACAGAGAACUCGGCGCUCUCAAUGAUGAAGGUUAUUCGCCUCGUCUAAUUUUCAUUGAUGCGGGCUUGGUAAACGAGUUGAACGAUGUGGACCGUAUGAACUUUCUGGAUCUCUUUCAAGCCAUUGCUGAAUUUGAUGGGUAUAAAGCAGGAGAAUUAAUGGUGGAACGAUGUCGAACACCUGAGCUUGUGAUCGAACCUGAUGUUUUUGCAUUACGCAUGCAAAAUCUUAUACUCGGUUUGAAGCAGAACACUUUUAAGUUAGGCGCUGUUAAGAUCGGCAAUCUACUCCAUAAUGCGAUGAAUAUGGUUCGUGCACACCAUGUCAAGCUGGAGGGAGACUUUGUCAACGUUGUUGUAAGCAUCAUGUUGCUCGAGGGUAUAGGCCGUCAGCUAGAUCCAGACCUUGAUCUAUUCAAAAGUGCGCUUCCUGUGCUUCGGGAUUAUACCAUCAAAGAUCGUGGCAAAGCAGCAAUUGAAGGUGUGAAGGAUGUCCAAGCACAUGGAAGUGCUCCACAUUGGGUAAAAGUAUGGAUGUUCUUGGAGCUCCGUAACUGGUUAUUUCGAAAUACCCGUGAAGAGGAAUGGCUAAAAAUGUGUGACAUCCUUUGCUUCAACAAUUAA